Messenger RNA from Cololabis saira (Pacific saury), 5579 nucleotides. RefSeq names its product phosphatidylinositol-4-phosphate 5-kinase, type I, gamma a (gene pip5k1ca). Gene Ontology annotation, biological process: phosphatidylinositol metabolic process. Bases 247 to 2484 code for a protein of 745 amino acids. The record is from RefSeq and is a predicted model, not a curated record. Gene Ontology annotation, molecular function: phosphatidylinositol kinase activity. NCBI's taxonomy places the organism in Eukaryota, Metazoa, Chordata, Actinopteri, Beloniformes, Belonidae. The transcript is spliced from 19 exons.
GCAGCAGGCAGAGCCAGCAGAGCAGCAAGUGCAGCCUCGCUGGGAGGAGCGGAGAGAGGAGAGGAGCACCAGCCGCCUCUGGACCACCGCACUGAUGAAGGCACCGUCUCGGUUCUCCCUCACGCACCGCUCCGCUUAACUGCCGUGACACCUCAAACAUCCCCCCGCUCUCCUUCCUCCCCGCUCCGCCGGGUCCACCGCACCGCCCGGGUCUCCGUCCCGCUGGUCCUGGUUCCCCCGGAGCUGAUGGAGGCAGCGGCCGAGGGAGCGGUCGGGCUGGAGGCCGACGGCAGCCCGCCGCCCGGGGCCGCGGCGGCCGAGGACGCCGAGGACACGCUGGUGGGGGUCGGCUACGGGAUGGACCCAUCAGAGAUGGAUGCGGCUGGUAAGAAAGCCUUCAUCACAGAGAUGCCGUCGUCCUCAGGACAGCCUGGCCAGGGGAAGAAGAUCGGCCACAGAGGGGUGGAUGCAUCAGGGGAAACUACUUAUAAGAAGACCACAUCGUCAGCCUUGAAAGGUGCCAUCCAGCUGGGAAUCGGUUACACAGUGGGAAACCUGAGCUCCAAGCCUGAGCGAGACGUGUUGAUGCAGGAUUUCUACGUGGUAGAGAGCAUCUUUUUCCCAAGUGAAGGAAGCAACCUCACUCCAGCCCAUCAUUUCCCAGACUUCCGCUUUAAAACAUACGCUCCUGUGGCCUUCCGCUACUUCAGAGAACUGUUUGGCAUCAGGCCAGAUGACUAUCUGUACUCCCUAUGUAACGAGCCCCUGAUCGAGCUGUCCAACCCCGGAGCGAGUGGUUCAGUCUUCUAUGUGACCAAGGAUGACGAGUUUAUCAUCAAGACAGUGAUGCACAAGGAGGCCGAGUUCUUGCAGAAACUGCUACCUGGGUACUACAUGAACUUGAACCAGAACCCUCGCACCUUGUUGCCCAAGUUCUUCGGCCUCUACUGCGUCCAGUCCGGUGGCAAGAACAUCCGUAUGGUGGUGAUGAACAACGUCCUGCCCCGCGUGGUCCGUAUGCACCUGAAAUAUGACCUGAAGGGUUCCACUUACAAGAGGCGAGCGUCCAAGAAGGAGCGGGAGAAGGCCAGGCCCACCUUCAAGGACCUGGACUUCAUGCAGGAUAUCCAAGAUGGACUUAUGCUGGACCUGGACACCUACAACGCUCUGGUGAAGACUCUACAGAGAGACUGCCUGGUACUGGAGAGCUUCAAGAUCAUGGACUACAGCUUGCUGCUCGGGGUCCACAACAUGGACCAAGCUGAGAGGGAGAGGCAGAUGGAAGGCUCCCAGGGCGACAGCGAUGAGAAGAGGCCCGUGACCCAGCAGAAGGCCCUGUACUCCACCGCCAUGGAGUCCAUCCAGGGCGGGGCCGCCUGCGGAGGCUCCAUUGACACUGACGACACGAUGGGAGGUAUUCCAGCCAUUAAUGGGAAAGGGGAAAGACUUCUUCUCUACAUCGGAAUCAUCGACAUCUUGCAAUCCUACAGGUUAAUCAAGAAACUGGAGCACACGUGGAAGGCUUUGGUGCAUGACGGGGACACCGUGUCAGUCCACCGGCCAGGUUUCUAUGCCGACAGGUUCUUCAAGUUCAUGAGCAACACCGUUUUCAAGAAGAGCUCCUCCUUGAAGUCUUCUCCUUCCAAGAAGGGCCGCGUGUCCUUGUCAGUGCCUAAGUGUGCUGGUCCUGGUGCGGCCUGGUCAGCCAGCCAGCUUCCCUCUGAGAGAGACGAAAAUAUCUACGACCUGAGAGGAGCUCGCAGCUUCCCCACUCUGGAGGAUGAGGGGAGACCAGAUCUGCUUCCGUGUACUCCUCCAUCAUUUGAGGAAGCCACCACAGCAUCGAUUGCCACCACUCUCUCUUCCACCACCUCUUUGUCCAUCCCCGAGAGAUCUCCCUCUGACACCACCGAGCAUCCCCGCUACAGGAGGCACACCCAGUCUCUCAGCCACGACGGAAGGACUCACGAGGAGCUGCGUGUACGUGAGGAGGAUCAGCAGACCAUCACGGUGGAGGUGGAGUUAAAGAAACACGACAGCGAGCCCAGCAUCUCUGUUCCACAGCCUUCAGCUCAGCCCAGCGAUUUUAAGGAGGAAGCUGGCACAGCUGACUCUUUGUCAGCACCUGAGGCAGCUUCAUCCUCCUCCUCCUCCUCGCCUGCCCCGGCUGCUCCCUCCCCCCCGGGCCCAGCGGAGGAGCCGUCCGGUCCCAGGGUGGUGGUGGUGGAGGCCGACAGGGCCAGCCAGGUGUCCGGCUCCGGCUGCAACAGCCAGGCUUCAGUCGACGACGACGAUGACGUGCCAAUCACAGAUAUCUACUUCUUUCCUGACGGGAGGACCUGGGUGGUCUCUCCCUUCCGACAGCGGAGGAAAUGCCAGUCCCGUUGGCCACCUCCAGAGGACAGGACCUGGGUGUACUCUCCGCUACACUAUGGCUCAGAGUCUAAGGCCCUGCAGGAUGGGGAUUGGGAAAGAGAGACAUAAAACCCUGUUCUCUGGCAGAGAGGAGUGAACAUCUCAGUGGAAAGGACUCACCCGUCUGAAGUCCAGACCUCAACGGUAGCAGCACGAUCUCUGUCUGAACCAGGAUUUUCAACAUGCAUCCAGAAACAUACUGAGAGGAAAGAUGUGACUUGAGCACCUGAGGAGGCGGGAGGCUGGGAAUCCUGAGAGUGACGACACCACCGAUUUCCAACUAUCCCUGCCUUUCAGCCUUGACAAAUGAAAUUUAUUAUAUCGAUUUAAUAAUUAUGUAUGUGUACGUGUGACAUAGUCUGUAGAAGGCUGUAGUCGUAACUGUUUGACAUACAUGAAACACACUGGGAACUUCCUGUCGGUCCUGCAUCCCACCAACGAAGCGCUCCGACGGACUUCCCGUCGGCUCUCUCACUGAAUCUGCUCACAGCUGUGACGUGAGGGGCGCUCCACGCUCUCGUAGUUCUGUCAUUUUGGCUUUUAUUUUUGAUAUAUGUGCUGCUUCACAAAUAAACAGGAGGUUUUUACUCGUAAAACAUUUGCCAACUAGAUCGCUUGUACACUUUGAAGCCUGUGUUGUUCACAUCCAUGAGAACCGGCGAGCUUCCUUUGCUCAGUCCCUGCGAUGUGUUAUAGCACCAGAGUUGAGGAGUCUCUAUUUCUCUCUGCUUUUUCACUUUUGCCAAGAUCAACACUGUGGAUGAUCAUGUUCUGCAUAUUAAUUUGGCAUGGGGAUUUAUUUUUUAUUUUCCCGCCACAUCGGCUUCCUUCCGCCUUUAUCCAGGCUGGACAAACAACGUGGGGCUCAGCGUCUCCCCCAGGGACACGCUGGCACGCACCAAGGCCGGGGAUCCCACUGCUACACGCUACUUCACAAAUGGAAAUUAGCUACAUAACAUUGACAGACUAAUUGGAAUAACUGCAUUACGUAAAACAUGUAUAACAAAGUAACUAAUAAUCUGGAAAACUAAAAUAUUUACCAAGUGAGCCAUAUAGUAGCUAUGCUCCUGGUUCAAAAAGCUACAUAUUGUCUUGUCAUUUCUCAUCCAGAGAGUUUCAUGUCCACCCUUGUUUCCCGUCUUUGAGUCCUCUUACGUCUGCAUAGACCUGGGAAACGGGACCUCCUGAACCGCUGGUGCUCAGCAUAGCUCCCCACGCGUCACAGCUGUGGUCGAAAUGUGCACGUGAACUGAACCCGAUGCUGCUGAGCGCAGAGGCGCAUGUGCAGGUUUCCGAGCGUUCGGUGAGAAGAACCUGCAGCUCUGCCUGCCCUCCCAGGACAGGAGUUACCGUGAAAACUACCAUUGAGCCAUUGAGGGAGAAUAUGCAGCUUAGUUUACGAAAGAACGAGAAUCUGCUUUAGUAACGGGUGAAGUUAGGGGUUGUUAAGUUUAGUAAUUUAGUAAUUUAUGACUCAAACGUUUUUGCUACGUUUUUAUUCAACACUUUUCUUUUCUGUUUACUGUAUAUUUUGUUUUAAAAUUCACUAUUAUCAGCACUUUUUCACUCUGAUAAGAUUUCUUUUCUAUUCGCAUUCCAAAGAGCUUCUUUUGGGGGGGGGGGGGGUGCAGUCUUUACUCCAACAAAUUUCUUAUUUUUUGUGUCUUGAGGUCUUUAAGCAUCAAGUGUUUAAGUAAACGCAGUGUUACCACAUUUUUCACCACACCCCAGUUUGAAACAGUUGACGAUUUGACUUUUGUCUCCAAAACAGACGUCCCUGACAACACAGAGGCUAAGAUAUUGUAGUAAAUGUUCACUACGUGGCAGUGUCUCCCAGUGUUACCCUUUUUUUUUGGACACAUGCACAUUAAUUCCACUUCAGUUAAAAACAAUGACAUUUUAUAUCCAAGAGCCGCUCCCCUCACGAUAAGGAUCCAUCGAGUGGACGAUUCAUCCGUUGGUAGAUGUAGAGCAUCAGUUGUUGUAUUUGCAGUUAAUAUUGUACUCGGCAGUGUGUGGAUGGUUGAAUGGUGUUUGCACUUACGAAGACGAUCUGAAGACGAUCUAAUGAUAGAGGCCAAAUAAACUUCAUCAUAUCCAGAAGUCAUAUUUUUUGUCUUGAGAAGAGUUUCUGCACACAUGCUGAUACUUACACAUUUUUUUCAGGAUUGUGUAUUGAUUAAGCAGCUUGCGUUUGUGUGCGCGUGUGUGUGCGUGUGUGUGUGUGUGUGUGAGUGAGCUGUCAGCUGCAGUCUAUACGUAGGGUUAGUGUUUCCUCUAAUCUGUGGCUCACAUCUUAGGACUUAAAGUUCAGUGGACUUCUGAAAUCUAACUUGAGGGCGACUUCCUUCUGUGUGUUGUUAUGUUUCCGUGUGUGUGUGUGUGAGAGAGAGAGAGAAAGAACAUUGUCAAACAUUGUAAGAUAGGACUCAGUCUGUCAUGACGUGCUGUGGCCAGUUGUAAUCAGUUUGCUGUUGUUCACCAGAGAAAGACCAUAGCAGCAAUAUUUUGUACAGUUGAUCAUUUGACUUCAUUUUAAUCGCCUUAUUGAUACAAAUUUCACAUGUCGGGUCUACUGUUUAUAUAUUUUGUUUUUCACUUGUGUUUUUGUAUUUAUUUUUUUUCCUCAUAGUUGUGAUCCUGAGAAUGUGUACAUAAAUCUAUAAAUACAUAUAUAAAGAUAUACAAAUAUAUUUUCCAUUUGAAUUGGAGAAUAUUAUUUUUAUUUGGUUUUAUUUUUGCUGCUGGGGGAGGAAUGACUGCAAUCUACAUAGUUUACCUGUAUCAUAUUCCUCAGUGUGUCUAUUGAGAUGCAGCUGCUGUAUAUUUACGGUCUACAAAUGGUGGCUGUUUCUUUGAGAUAUCAACAACUGAAGGAUUCGUGGGUUUUACUUUACAUGCAACUCAAUAGGGGUUCUUCCAAGUGUUCAGCUGUGUCGUGUCUGUGUUUCCAAAUCGCUGUGUGCCCUCAUCCAUUAGGGAGAGUCCGUUACAGAGACAUAGCAUGAUUUCAAAAUGAAUAUGCAUAUCAGAAAAGUGUAUUUAUGUAUAUCUGUGUAUAUUCAUCUAUUUAUACGUGAGGAUAAAUAGAUGGCUGUGUGCGUGCGUGUGCGUGUGUGUGUUUGGAAUGAAUACAAAAUAAAGCAGUUCUAUGAAUUGUUGUC